Oreochromis aureus is the source of this 2610-nucleotide messenger RNA. RefSeq names its product fibronectin type III domain-containing protein 7-like. The coding region runs from base 1 to 2610 and encodes 869 amino acids. Gene Ontology annotation, molecular function: protein binding. NCBI's taxonomy places the organism in Eukaryota, Metazoa, Chordata, Actinopteri, Cichliformes, Cichlidae. The transcript has 12 exons. The record is from RefSeq and is a predicted model, not a curated record.
AUGGACUCAGUGCCAUGUGGUCCUGAAGGAGUCAGAACACAUGUGGACUGCACAACUGGUGAGUUGACAGUCUUCUGGAACAUCUCCACUACUGCUGAGAACUACACCACCGUGAUAUCCAGAGGAACGGGCCAGCUUCUGUACUGUAAUUCCACAGAGGCACGGUGCAGUACAGGAAGACUGGAGUGUGGAAGCUCCUAUGCCGUGACGGUCUUUUCUAUCACUGGGAGGUGCAAAAGCCUGCCGAGCAGAGAGGUCACCGUGGACACAUUGCCGUGUCCUCCCACCAACGUCACAGUGACACGCACAUGUGCUCCACACCCUGUUCCUGUGUCAUGGCUCGCCAGUGAUGGUGCCAAAUAUUACACUGCUGUUGCUGUGAGCGGCGAAGGUCACAGGUCUGAGUGCACAACCAAUAAAACCUCCUGUAGCCUCACUGGGCUCCACUGUGGGGAGGUUUACACAAUUGGUGUUUCAGGAGCUGAUGACAAGUGUACAACUCAACAGAGCCACACUGUCUCUGUGAACACAGAACCAUGCGCUCCCUCUAAAGUGUCCAGCCAGCUGAUCUGUAGUGCUAGAGCUGCUCACGUGUCCUGGGACCCCAGACCAAAUGCACUGAGCUAUGCAGUGGAAGCCAUAAGUGAUGGGCAGACCCUCACCUGCAACAGCUCCAGCCCCAACUGCACACUGAGUAACCUGCUCUGUGGCCAAGCAUAUGAAAUUCUUGUGACUGCCACGGAUGGCACCUGUGUCAGCAACUACAGUGCCCCCUUCAGGCAAGACCAAGUGCCAUGUGCUCCAGGGAACAUCAGUACAGACUUGUCCUGCAGCACCAAUGACUUAACGGUCAGCUGGAUCUCUUCUUCUGCAUCCCUCAAUUACAGUGUCACUGCUGUGCCAUUAGCUGGAAAUAUAACUUCGGUCAUCUGCCACACUAAUGGUGCCAGCUGUGUUCUGAGCGGCCUUCAGUGUGGACAGACGCUUAAUGUCUCAGUGGAAGCGUCCUCUGGCAUCUGCAACGGACCGCACAGCCCUCCACAGACUGUUCAGACAGGACCAUGUGACUCCGUUAACGUGACCAGGGUCCUGCACUGUGGCUCAGACGUGGCCACGGUGUCCUGGAUUGCAUCUCCCGGAGCUGUGACCCACACUGUGCUCGCUCAGGAUGGCACAUCUCAUGAUUAUAUUUCCUGCAGGACUAACACGACUUCCUGUCAGCUGAAGCAGCUGCAGUGUGGGAAAGUUUACAACCUCACAGUCAUGUCUGAGGACGCCACCUGUAAUAGCACUGGAGCAAGCCAACAUGUUAUAAUGACAGCUCCAUGUCCUCCCACUUUCAUGAAUAACACUCUGAUCUGUGGCACCAAUUCCUCUUCUCUGUCAUGGACCCCGGUGGCUGAUGCUACAGGUUACACAGUUGACGCCACAACUUCAAACGGGCACAAAGUGUCGUGUAGCUCAGCCACUGCUUCAUGCACACUGACUGAUCUUCAGUGUAGUGAGACCUACACGGCUACAGUGACUGCACACAGCAACGAGUGCGACAGUGCGCCUGGAACCAGCACCAGCAUCACCACAGUUAUCAUCUCUAAGCAGUAUACCUGUGGCACCAGCACAGCAGUGUUCAGGUGGACUGACCCUGCGGGAAGCCUCAGUUUCCUCGCUCAGGUAGAAGGAGAAGGGCAUCAGGAUGGCUGCCACACGACAAAUACCAGCUGCGUGUUUGAAAAUCUCCCCUGUGGCUUGGAUUUGAAUGUAACAGUCCAGGCUCAGGGGGCGCAGUGCAACAGCAGCCCAAGUGUCAACGAAUCCUUAGAAACAGUCGCGUGCGCCCCACAGAACGUGAGCACUGCUCUGCUUUGUUUGAAUCAUUCAGCCCUGGUGACGUGGGUGGGAAGCCCCAUUGCUAUAGGAUACAAUGUGACAGCAACAGCACAGGAUGGACACACCCACCACUGCUAUACCAACUCUACCAGCUGUCAAGUCCUUGACAUCCACUGUGGUGAAACCUAUAGCAUUACGGUUACACCUUACUCUCAGACAUGCACAGGAAAUCCAAGUGCAGCCUACAGCUUUCAAGCAGGCCGUUGCGCUCCUGGUGUCAUCACCGUGUCUCCAGCUUGUGAAGGCAACAGCACAGUCUCCUGGUCUCCUGUAAUGGGAGCUGAUAUGUACAUAGCAACAGCAGUGGCAGAUGAUGGACACACUCAUACCUGCAGCUCAAACUAUUUAGACUCAUGCAAUUUCACUGACCUCCACUGUGGGGAAACCUACGCUGUCACUGUUGUCAGUGUGGACAGGGGCUGCUGGAGCGAGCCAAGCUCAGCAGUGCAGUUCAGGACAGCUUUGUGUCCACCCACUAACUUGACGGGUCAUGUCAGCUGUGAUGCCAACGCACUGACCCUCACUUGGGAUCCGGUGACUGGAGCUAUCUAUGUCUUACAGUAUGAGCAGAUAGGCGGCGCACUCCCUCAUUCAGCCAACGUCACCUCUAACUCUUCCCAUACUCUGUCUAAUCUGCUGUGUGGGCAAAGCCCCCUGUCAGCCCACAAACUUAACGGUCCAAGUGGACUGUGGGACAAACAAUGGGAAUUUCUCCUGGGAUGA